AUGCGGACCAACACCCCAUUCAGACAAUUCCUAUAUAAAACAUUCACCUGCACCACCAAAAAUUUCUAUUUUAUUUGAAAGCAAGCAACGAAUUAACGUACAAUUUUCAGAAAAUACUUUGAAAAUCCAGAUAUAUAUGAAAAAUUUUCUGUUGUUCUACAAAGGAUGUAUAAGUCCGAUACUUUGAAAUUCAAAAUGUGUAGAACCAAAUUAGUCGACGUUACGGAUAAAACUGAUAUCAAGGACAUUAUCCGGAAUUACCACGAAAGCAAGUCGAAUCAUCGUGGAAUUGAGGAAACGCAUCAGAGAAUAAAAGAAAAAUAUUUUUGGCCUAACUUGAAAAAAUCAAUUCAAACAUUUAUAAAUGAAUGUGAAAAUUGUCAACAAUGUAAAUAUGAGCGUCAUCCGAUAAAAAUUGCGAGGAAUCUCACCCCCACUGCAUCAGAACCUUUUGAAACCGUACAUAUCGAUACUUUCAUUUUUGAAGGUUCAAAAUUUCUCACAAUUAUAGAUAGUUUUUCUAAAUAUGCUCAAGCAUAUCAGAUUACUUCGCUUUCAGGAACUGAAAUUGCUGAUAAUCUGAUAUUAUUCUUUUCUCAUCAUGGAAUUCCUACCCGAAUUAUCGCAGAUAAUGGCACUGAAUUCAAAAAUACCGUUUUAACUGAAGUUUUGUCACUUCAUGAAAUUAAGCUUCAUUUUAUUUCGCCAAAUCAUCCAGAUUCUAAUGGAGUCGUUGAACGAUUUCAUUCAACUAUCACCGAACAUUUAAGAUUGUUGAACACUUUCAGAAAACCUAUAAAAAUGAAAAUGUUGUAUGCCAUUUUAGCCUACAACCACACCUUACAUUCUGUCACAAAAUUAAAGCCUAUAGAUAUAAUCAAUGGACAUAUUACGUCGAACGAACCAUUCGAUAUCAAAAUCGACCAAUUACUCCUCAAUGACUAUACCAACAGCCACAAAGAGCGUACAAAGCUAUUUUAUUCAAAAAUAAAUUCUGAUCUCAUUCAAAACAAAGAGAAAACGCUAGAACGCGUUAACAGAGAUUGCGAUAGUUCCCAGGAAUCAUAGGAAUCCAUGGUACGAUAACGUUGAAGAAUUUAGAAAAUAACCUA
Messenger RNA from Acanthoscelides obtectus, 1112 nucleotides. Lineage: Eukaryota; Metazoa; Arthropoda; Insecta; Coleoptera; Chrysomelidae. The record is from the annotation of a GenBank genome assembly.